This is a messenger RNA of Dromiciops gliroides (monito del monte), 880 nucleotides long. RefSeq names its product folate receptor alpha-like. Gene Ontology annotation, cellular component: external side of plasma membrane. Gene Ontology annotation, biological process: sperm-egg recognition; fusion of sperm to egg plasma membrane involved in single fertilization; cell adhesion. The record is from RefSeq and is a predicted model, not a curated record. Gene Ontology annotation, molecular function: signaling receptor activity. Lineage: Eukaryota; Metazoa; Chordata; Mammalia; Microbiotheria; Microbiotheriidae. The transcript is spliced from 5 exons. Bases 53 to 808 code for a protein of 251 amino acids.
CCUAAACAGGGCCUCUGAAGGUCUUCUGGCCGGCCAUUUUUUUCUGGAGACCAUGACUCAACUAGGAUGGGGGUUGCUGUUCCUGGGCCUCAUGGCCAUGGCUAAAGGACUUCGGAAAGGGAAUGAUCUGCUCAAUGUCUGCAUGGAUUCUAAGCACCACAAGUUCCAGCCUGGCCCAGAAGAUGUCCUUCAUAACCAGUGUAGCCCAUGGAAGAAGAGAGCCUGCUGCACAGCAAACAGCAGUGUUGCCAUUCACAAAGAUGAUGCCUCCUCCCUGUACAGCUUCAACUAUAACCACUGCGGGAUGAUGACCCCAGCCUGCAAACGCCACUUUAUCCAGGACACAUGUCUCUAUGAGUGUUCCCCCAACCUAGGACCCUGGAUCCAGCCGGUGGCCUCAAGUUGGAGGAAGGAACGGAUUCUGAAUGUUCCCCUGUGCAUGGAGGAUUGUAACCAGUGGUGGGAGGACUGUCAAACUUCAUACACCUGCAAAGAGAACUGGCAGAAAGGUUGGAAUUGGACUUCAGGGAUUAACGAGUGCCCAACUAAGGCUGCCUGCCACCCUUUCCCAUUUUACUUCCCAACACCAGCCUCCCUAUGUGAGAAUAUUUGGAAUCAUUCUUACAGAGUAAGCUCUUUUAGUCGGGGCAGUGGCAAAUGUAUCCAGAUGUGGUUUGAUCCAGCCCAGGGAAACCCCAAUGAAGCUGUGGCUAAAUACUAUGCUUUUGGCUCUGCCCCAGGCAUCUUCAGUUGGAAGGCCAGUUUCCCCUUCUUGAUUUUGACACUGCUGUUGCUUCUCUGGGCUUAACCCUCAUCAGCAAAGAAAUCUCACCAAUCUACAUGUAAAACCAUAGCCAAAAUUACUCCCAGUGUGAGACCC